GCUCAGCAAUUUAUUUGACAACGACAGUUUAAAAUUCAAUUUUAAGUUGUGCUUUAAAAAAGUUUUUUGUUGUCAGUUUAAAUUUUAUUAUUUUAUAUAAUAGCUGGAUAAUCAUAAAAAACAGAAUAACUGUAAGUGGUUCGUUGAAUUAUAAAUGCAGUUAACUAUCCUUCUGGUUUUUGCUGUGGGUGUUUCUCAAUCAAAAAAAAGAUGGAGUCAUAAAGAGGGAAAACUGCAAACAUGCGACGUUACAUAUUGUGCAAAUGGUCAAGAAUGUGUUGAAAGCAAUAACAAACCAGAGUGCCGAUGCAUUCAAUCAUGUUAUGAGGAAAUUUCAUACGUAUGUGGAAGCAAUAGAAAAACAUAUAACAGUAAAUGUGAACUUUAUAAAGAUGCAUGUGUUAGAAAGGAAUCAAUAACAUUAGUGGCAACAGUUUCUUGCGAGGAAGACGACAAGAUUAAAAAAGAUAGAAGCAAUGAAAUUGAAAUGGAUGAUAGCAAACCAAAACCUGCCGUUUGUAUUCAAAAAGAUCGUGAUACUAUGAGAUCAGUUAUCAUAAAUUAUUUUCAUCAAAAAACAAGCUUAGGUGACAAAUCAUAUAUGAUUGAACUUCAAAACCAUUAUAAUGUUAUUGACAAAAAUAAUGAUAAAUCGUUGGAAACACAUGAGUUUAUGAAUCUAGUAGAAACAAAGAAACUGUUGUCUAAUGUUACUAGCAACUCUUUAUUAAUUGGAGCAUGUAUUGUGGAGAUAAUGGCAUUGACAGAUGAUAACUUUGAUUACAGACUCGACUUUGAGGAGUUUGUAAAAUGCAUAAAUCCUAACUUUCAUCCUCCUCAUGAUAGUUGUGAGUUGGAAGGUAGAAAUUAUGAUGAUGGAGAUGAUGUUUUACAAGAAUGUAACACCUGUAAAUGUGCCUGCGGUAAAUGGAUUUGUACUUCGAAUAUUUGUCCAAAAAUUUAAAGAAUGCGAGUCAAAGCUUAAAACAAUGUUAAAAAGAAGAAUUUUUUUUUUAAUUAGUUCGGAGAAAUUUUUUUAUGUAAUGUAUGCUUAAAUAUUUUAUGGUUUUAUUUUUUUACGAAAUGGAAAAUUUUGUAUCGUAAUGCUAACCAGGAUAAUUUUCUUUGUGUUCGCCAAA
Messenger RNA from Hydra vulgaris (swiftwater hydra), 1139 nucleotides. Its product is annotated as follistatin-related protein 1. Gene Ontology annotation, molecular function: protein binding. The record is from RefSeq and is a predicted model, not a curated record. Lineage: Eukaryota; Metazoa; Cnidaria; Hydrozoa; Anthoathecata; Hydridae. Gene Ontology annotation, biological process: regulation of BMP signaling pathway; cell differentiation; multicellular organism development.